Molecule: messenger RNA, 2649 nt
Organism: Cynoglossus semilaevis (tongue sole)
Lineage: Eukaryota; Metazoa; Chordata; Actinopteri; Pleuronectiformes; Cynoglossidae
Gene: sncgb
Product: synuclein, gamma b (breast cancer-specific protein 1)
Exons: 6
Coding region: 306-665 (119 amino acids)
Biological process (GO): synaptic vesicle endocytosis; synapse organization; chemical synaptic transmission
Cellular component (GO): neuronal cell body; cytoplasm; axon terminus
Molecular function (GO): cuprous ion binding
Source: RefSeq, a predicted model, not a curated record
CAUCUCUACAUCUCGUGCAUAGCCGUCCUCUCCUCCACCCUCUUCUCUUCAGUCUGCGUGCUAUAGCCCUGCUGUGCUGUUCUCCUAGACCUUCUGUUGUAGCACCGAAGAGUGGAGGAGGAGCCACUGACUCACUCACGACCACUCUCUCACACACACACACACAGAGAGAGAGAGAGAGAGAGAGAGAGAGAGAGAGACUGACAGGCAUACUGUGACAUCCCUCCUGCACUAACUGUAAGCACUAGCUUUACUCAGCCAGGCCUGUUUGGAGCAGGGGAGCCCAGCUCGUUUUAUCGCCAAAGAUGGAUGUACUGAUGAAGGGGUUCUCCAUGGCCAAGGAGGGAGUGGUGGCCGCCGCAGAGAAGACCAAAGCUGGGAUGGAAGAAGCAGCAGCCAAGACCAAGGAGGGGGUGAUGUAUGUAGGCAAUAAGACAAAGGAGGGUGUUGUGUCAUCAGUAAACACAGUGGCCAACAGGACUGUGGAUCAGACCAACAUUGUUGGAGACACAACGGUCGCUGGGGCCAAUGAGGUGUCGCAGGCAGGCGUCGAGGGUGUUGAGAAUGUUGCUGCAUCCACCGGGUUGAUCAACCAGGAGGAGCCUGUAUACGAGGGAGAAUAUGGUGGAAUGGAGCAGGGCGGCCAAGGAGGAGAGGGUUACUAGUCUUCUUCAGGACCUUUCCGACAGCUCCCAUCUCCUCUCGUCCUCCAGAUGUUCAACAUAUUUUUUGUGACUUUAUGGAACCAAAAUCAACUAAAACGGACUCUUCCAGAUGUCGCACCUCAGCCCUUGUUCCCACCAGCCCCUCGCCCCCACACACCCACCUACUCCUCCUGUCAACCUCUGACGUCCCACUCCACUCCUGCCCUGUGAAUUUUUCUGCAGCCUGUAGCUUCUCCCUCCACUGCCCGUCUCUUUGCCCCCGCCUCACCCGUGUGUUAGUGUCGUCCUGAUGUAUGAGCCCCGCUGUCGUUACUGCCCCAAGCCUCCCAAUUGAUAGGGAAACCUCACACACACACACACACAAACACACACACCUUUGUCUGACACGUGCAUGAAGCCGCUACACACACACACACACACACACAUUCAGUGCAUAUAGUUCAUGCCAGGAACUAGAGGACAAAAAAUGUGCCAGCUGCUCUUUGUGUGUCCAUGUUAACUUAUAUAUAUAUAUAUAUAUAUAUGUAUAAAUAUAUGUAAACGUGUGUGUGUGUGCGUGUGGGCUCGUGCAGCUGCAGGCAUAUAAAAUACAAGCAGAUUCAUCUCCACAGACGUGUGCAGAGGAACCGUGCAUUGAUGACAUACCCCAUAGUGUCGUGUGCUCAGUAGUUAGAGUAGUUAGAGACUGCAUGGACAGAUGUGUGAGAACCACUUGUCAUGUGUUCACAAUGUAGAGUAGCAGCUGUGCUGUUGUGGCUUAGUGCGUGUGUUUCCGCUCGAUAUUUAGACCCUGGGAUGUAAACGGUGCCGUGAACUGGAGAACUACAGACGAGAAUCAAAAGAAGGAGUUCAUCUGAAAUGGAGUGGGGGGAAACAUGUCCUUGCAUGAGUGCAUUAGAACAUAAAGAUGUGAAAAAAAUACAUUGUUAAUGAUACAUGACUGCAUAUGAACAAUUUAAAAAUAUUUGUUAAUUAAUGAAAAAAAUACACAGCUAAACCAUCUGAGCUAUGAUCAGUAAGUGAUGGUUAGGUCAAAAAUUGAUUAUAUUUUUUCUGACAGAAAUGAAAUUUUGCAUGGAUAUAUCAUUUGUAAAUCGAUGUGAUGUUUAUGAAAAAACAGAUUACGCGAUAGCUGAUAUUUUAAAAUGAAACAUUGGUUUAAAACAAAAUAUUUAUCAUUCAAAUCUAAUCAGGACCAAAUACAGCCAGUAUUUCUAAGUAGAACAAUGUCAGAAUAGAACAAACAUCUGGUUCGCUGUGACAGAGGGUGAGCAGUUUGGAACGAGUCAGUCUUUCUACAGUAGAUGUCACCCUUCGAUGUUUGUGAAGCUUUCCUGCAUGUUACUGAGGAAAAAAGUGAAGACGUAUUCAGGUCAUUGUGAUGAAGCCCAAUCAUUAGGUGACGCAACCUGUCCACUAGACACACAGGUGAAGGUGUGGGUGUCGUACUGCGUAGAUUAGACGUGUGUGUAGUUUUGCAUUUUGCUUGACUUUGUAUUUAGAUGUGCAGAUAUUUUCAGAGUAGUUCUGUUCCCAAAACUCUUCUCAUCAAAUGUCUCGUGCCCAUCUGCACGGCGUCAGUGUGAGUCCAUCUGCACUGUGUGUGUGUCUGUGUGUUCAUGUGUGUGCUAACAUAGAAUAGGUUGAGCCAGCAGUGUGUGUGUCUGUGUUUGUGUCUGCAGCAGGUUUGUGUAUUUUUACUUUGAGGCCAACGGAAACUGAGGACUGCAUGUUGCCUUAUCGAGCAAUCUAACUUUCUCUGUCUCUCUCUCUCUCUCACACACACACACACACACACACACACACACGUGAUGACAACACACGACAUCACAUUUGUACUGACACACAUUCACACAAAUGCCACACACUCAAAUUGACACACCUCAUAUAUGCAAACACACACAAUGAUUACGUUGGCAUCAAUGCAGACUAGCUGAUUUUAUAAACAGUACCAGUGAAAUUAAAGAGGUUUUCUUGAAAUCCA